Molecule: messenger RNA, 4260 nt
Organism: Dalotia coriaria
Lineage: Eukaryota; Metazoa; Arthropoda; Insecta; Coleoptera; Staphylinidae
Product: protein Fe65 homolog
Exons: 12
Coding region: 323-2314 (663 amino acids)
Biological process (GO): regulation of DNA-templated transcription
Cellular component (GO): cytoplasm; nucleus
Molecular function (GO): amyloid-beta binding; transcription factor binding
Source: RefSeq, a predicted model, not a curated record
GGCCGUGGUGUUGCGGCAAGUGGCUGCCGUUGAAUAUGCCGAAUAAUUUUGAUUUACGACGUUAUCAGUGAUGAAAAGACUUGUGGGAGGGUAGUUUGUGCUGGUCCGGUGCUUCGGGGAGUGCGGUUUUCCAGUGGACAAGAAUGUACCUUGGUGUUGUACACAACUACUGCCCUGGUAACUGAUAGUAAAUAGAAAAUAAAGGACAUCGCCAUCAUCCGUGGGGAAUCCGAAGGACUUGUACAGCGUAUGGAUUGUCACCACGACGCCACGUUGACUAUUUAAGGAGCGCUAUUGGAAGUAAUGCUCGUUCUGCCCGGGGAUGUUGUGUGGCGAGUUCCACCACAGAGCGCCCCUUGGUCUGCUGCAGUUGAGCCUGUCGGACACCCGUAGCCCGUACUCGUCGCUGCUCGCGCUCGUCCAGGGCAUGGCCGCCAUCACUGCGCACGCCGCUCAAGAAGACGAGGACAUCUUUCUCGAAAAUGGUCUUUUGAGCUAUGAAAAUCCCAACUAUCAUCUAGACCCGGCGCGCCUCGACGAUGCGCUCAACUCGAACAACACCGCCGACGAGAUCUACGAGGAUCUCUACCAGGAGCUGGAUGACAUCUGCAAUAUGGGCCACAAAUCGGCGGCGCUGGUGGCGCCCAACCGCAAGACAUACGCCGCCCUCGACAUUGGUUCCAUGGGGGUGGAUAUCAACACCGGCCCGCAGGUCACACAUAUUGACUCGUCGAAUUAUCCAGACAACCGAAGCAUAUGCGAGAAAUCGGUGAAGAACAUUAAGGACAAUCGCGACGAGGAGGAGGAGAUGAUGGGCAUACCACAUAUCGCCGGCGAGCUGAACAAUGAUCUCUACGCGAUUCCGGUCAAGCGUCGCACGCAAAAAUCCCCGGACGAGAUCGAAGUCGCUUCGCCUGAUAAAGAGCGCAGCGAUGAAACCGACUUGCCGCCUGGUUGGGAAAAACAUGAAGACAAUGACGGUCCGUAUUAUUGGCACAUAAAAAGCGGUACCAUUCAACGUGAACUGCCCGAAAUGCCCAACAAUGACAAGUUGGAGAAGUCGGACGCCAAGUGCGACUUUAAAGAGACGGACAGUUUGAUUCAGAAGUUUGAGAGCGUGACCAGUUCGGUGACACGCAGCAGCACCAGUUCCGCCCUCGACUUGGACCUCGAGGAGAGGAAAAAGAAGGACGAAUUAGCUUUCAAACGACGCAGUUAUCCAGCCCGACCGGAGCCGGAGUCCAAAGACAGGCCCAUUAGGUUUGCGGUGCGCUCGCUCGGAUGGGUGGAGAUUGCCGAGGAGGACCUCACCCCGGAACGGAGUAGCAAGGCGGUGAACAAAUGCAUCGUGGAUCUGUCGCUCGGGCGGAACGAUCUGUUGGACGUUGUCGGUCGUUGGGGCGACGGCAAGGACUUGUUCAUGGACCUGGACGAGGGCGCGCUGAAAUUGAUUGAUCCGGAGAACCUCACCGUCUUGAACACGCAGCCCAUUCACACGAUAAGGGUGUGGGGUGUUGGACGCGACAAUGGCAGGGAUUUUGCAUACGUGGCUCGGGACAGGACGACACGUAAACACAUGUGUCAUGUGUUCCGCUGUGACAUGCCGGCGCGGACCAUUGCCAACACCCUACGUGACAUCUGCAAAAAGAUCAUGAUCGAGCGCAGCUUACAACAGAACCUCGCCAAACCGAUUGAUAUCAACGGUAGGGGUCUGGCCACGCGACCCACCAACCUGCCCACCGAGCAUCGACGAUCGAACAGGAACGGACAAGCUCUAGUCACACAAUCAUUUCCUACGCCCAUGGAAGAACCAAAGAAGGUGCUGCGGGCUCAGUACCUCGGUUCGCUUCAAGUCAAUCAGGCCACUGGUAUGGAGGUCCUGAACGAUGCCAUUGAGAGAUUAGUUUCCUCCGUACCACAGGAACAGUGGCAGUCUGUCAAUGUGGCUGUUGCACCUUCGAUGAUCAGUAUACAACAACCGAGCGAUGAUAAGCUAAUCACCGAAUGUCGAGUGCGCUACCUUUCAUUCCUCGGCAUCGGGCGCAACGUGAAGCAAUGCGCGUUUGUGAUGCACACCGCCCAGGACACGUUCGUGGCACACGUUUUCCACUGCGAGCCAUCGUCCGGAGCACUGUGCAAAACGGUGGAGGCGGCCUGCAAGCUGCGCUACCAGAAGUGCUUGGAUGCGCACCCGCAAGGCCUCGGCCGCAGCCAGUCCAACCUGCACACCCCCGGCGGCAAGAGCAUCGGCGCCGCGCUCAAAUCUAUCGUUGGUUCGCUGACGGGACGCAAGAGCAAAAGCGCCGAGUCCUGAAACGAAGCUCAGUCUCUGCAGGUGCGCAGCGACCGCCGGCAUUCGCUCGACACGCGUCUCUCUGCUUGUGUGUUGCAGGACCUGUGGCCGCUGCCUGCGGAGCGCGAGGUGAUCCGACACAAACACCUUCAGUCACCGCUCACCGUGCGCUACUUCAGCGGCGGCGGCGGCGGCGGCGGCAGCGUGAGUCCUCCCUCCGCUGAGCUGCGUUCUCUCUUGUCGCCAUCGCUCGACGCGCGCCGACUGCAGAUCGCCCGCUGGGAUUCCGCUAGUUAAAUUUACCAAAAUUAGGAAUAUGAACACACUCACACACACACAAUCACAUACUCGUACACACCAAGCAACGUAACGUUAUAUUCUUUGCGGAGAUGAGGAAUGAUGCUUCAAUAGUGUUGUACAAUUGGAAUCAAAAAGAAUUUGUUUUGUGUUUUUCUUUGAAAACGGAGAAUUCCACAACACUAUGCUAACAAAAAAUAUGAAUGUGCUUACAAAAUAGCCUUACACAAAUUUAAUGAUAAUAAAUAGGUUCAUGGGGGUCGCCCAAACGCGGGAUCGAUUUUAUCAAUCACGACCUGCGGACAUGAAUAAACAUUAACAAUAUCUAGGAGAUAAGGAUAUUUUAUAGAAUAUUUGAAACAAAUUUAAGAUUGAUUUCUAGCAACUUGCUAAAAGCACCAAAAAUGUGUCAUGUAAUACGUUUACAAUUCUGUACAUACUCUUAAGGCUGUUGAGACUGCUUAAUAAUACUGUAUAGUAAUUGCGACACAAUUGAACUAAUCAACGAGACGACUCAUUUCAUCAUGGCAUCGUUUUCGCAAAACAAUGCUAGACAAUUUGGCAAAGAGUUGACGCAAUUCGAAGAAAACAUACAAAAAGCAUUUAUUGAUUUGAUGUCUCGUUGCUAAUUCGUAAUGUCUCGAUGUUUUCAUUUUCGAUAUAAUUCCGGAUGAGCUUUACAUGUAGCUGCGCUGAAUGAUAUCAUAAACGAAACGCAGCUAACAUAAUAUCCAUUCCUAUUUGGUGUUUUUUCAUAACUACCGCAAUAAUUCAGGAUUACACACACUCAGCAAAUGAAUAUGACAUGAACUGUUGGACGAGGUUGGUGAGCUUGAUGAUGGAAAGUUAGUUAGUUUAAUAGUUUGUGUAACAACUUACCAGGCUUGGUAAACCUUUGUUGUAGGUCCACGGACAGGUUUAGUCAAGUCAGAUAAAAUGCAAAGAAAAAAAAAACACAAAAAAAUUGUAAAUAUACGCCUUUCGUGUACGUACCUAUGAUGUAAAGUGCUAAAUUCUCUAUUUUCUCCAUUUGUUUAACUCUCGAAACACUGUUGGACACAGGAAUGCUGGGAAUGAAAUAAUUCGAAACAAUUGAGGAGUAUCGAAGACGAUCGAACGAACGUAACAAAGAAAAGUAUAAAAUUUUAUAUUUGUGGGAAGUAACUUUGUGUUCACCACAAACACACGUCAAGAUUUCGUUUAAAUAUGAUAUUUUUAUAAAAUUAGUGUACGCAUAAUUGAAGAAAAAAGAAAACGUAAUUUGACGAUGACUAUAUGAGAAAUGAACAUUUAUGUAUAUUUAUCGAGAAAAGCCACCCCUAUUGAUUGUUGUAGUGUGCAUUUGAUGCAAUAUUUCGGUGUCAACCAGAGUUAUCCCCGAUAACGCUAUGUAAGUUUAGCAAAGAAGAACGAACGGAGGACACAAUUCACACGUCACGUUGAGCGAUGCGGUGCAGGUUUAUCUAAUACAAUAUUUAAACGAGAAAACCUAUGUGGCAUCAAUUUACAUCCAGAACACGAGCAACCGAGUUACAUUCAAUUGACGAAACAAAUCUAUGUUUAAGAAAAAGACAAAACAAUUUUAAUCAACAUGAACAAAUAUGCUUGCAAUCUUUUUCUUUAAUUUUAUUACAUAAAUUGCCUAAAUAAAAUGCAUACUCAUUUAUUAA